This is a messenger RNA of Rotaria sp. Silwood2, 984 nucleotides long. NCBI's taxonomy places the organism in Eukaryota, Metazoa, Rotifera, Eurotatoria, Philodinida, Philodinidae. The record is from the annotation of a GenBank genome assembly.
AUGUUUUAUUUAACUAUUAUUUAUCUUUCCUCAUAUCUAAUCUUAUUAACAUCUGGAAAUGAAACUAACACUAUACAUGUAUUAACAGUGAAUAUUAAAUAUGGAAAAAAUGAAACAUUUAUAUUAUAUUAUAAUUUAACAACAAAUUAUUCCUAUUAUCUUACAUUUCGUUUAUUCGAACAUCAACAAAUAAAAUUUGGUUUAUAUUCAUCAACAUAUCAAUAUAAACAAAAUUCAAUUGAAAUUUAUAAUCAAUAUGAUCUAUCAAGAGAAUUAUUUUAUUUAUUUAUUAUUUGUUUUUAUUUUAUUCUUCCAUUAAAUGAUAUUGAUAUACAAUGUAAAGAUAUACGUUUAUUAAAAGAUAAUAAAAUAAACUUUCGUCAUCAUGAAUAUCAUCCAUCAUAUAAACCAUUAUUUGUACUAUUAAUGUAUGCAUUAAGUAUUUUAAUGCUUUUACCUGUUAUUAUUCAACAUCGUCGUCGUAAACAUGCACAAUUAAUUGAAAGACAAAAACAAUUAAAACGUUUAUCUAUGAGUAUAAGUCCAAAUAAUCCAAAUAUUUUAUCACAAAUUGUAGAAAAUGGAAAUAUUGAUUUAACUAAAUUACCAAUACAAAUAAAACGUGCUUCAUUAUUAUCAACAAAAACAAUUCUUGAUGGUAUGGAUGAUAAUGAUAAUGUUACAUUUAUAGUACAAAAACGUGAUUCAUCUCUUCCUACAUGUGAUGAUGAAUCUGAUGUUAUAGCUGAUGUUUGUAUUGCUCAUCUUUUAAAUAAUACACCAUGGAAUUCAUCUUUAACUCAACAAUCAGCUCGAAAUAGUUUAAGAAAAAAAAGUUCAACAGAAAGACUUGAAGAACAAUGUGUUCCAAUGAUAACAUCAUCUUCUGCUAGUGAUCAUCAACGAACUAUUUUAAGAUCAAAUGCAAGUACAACUCAAACUUCAUUCAACAUAAAUCCGGUUAUUAUCAAAUCAAGUGUAUAA